UGCCAUGCACAUCUUUUUCAGAUACAGGCUGUGAUCAGCUGUGUCCAAUCACAGCUGAUCACAUGGGACAUGUCCUGAUGAUCUGUGUAGCCCCAGCAGUGCCACCUGUCAGUGUCCAUCAGUGCCAGCUGUCAGUGCUCAUCCAUGCCCCCUGCCAGUGCCCAUCAGUGCCACGUUUCAGUGCCUACCAGUGCACAUCAAUGCCACAUAUCAGUGCCCAUCUGAGCUGCCUUUAAGUGUCACCCAUCAGUGCCAGUCAGUGCCACCUAUCAAUGCCAGUCAGUGCCACCUAUCAGUGCUGCCAAUCAGUGCCACCUAGCAGUGCCAGUCAGUGCUGCCUAUCAGUGCCAGUCAGUGCCGCCUAUCUGUGCGCAUCAGUGCCGCCUAUCAGUGCCCGUCAGUG
This is a messenger RNA of Staurois parvus, 403 nucleotides long. NCBI's taxonomy places the organism in Eukaryota, Metazoa, Chordata, Amphibia, Anura, Ranidae. The record is from the annotation of a GenBank genome assembly.